AUGGAUACAUUCAACAUUUCCAACACUACCAAUGGCUUGCUCAAGUUCCAUUUGCAAGAGGAACACAGAUCCACGAUGAACAAGCUUCAGAACCAGAAUCGUGCGACUUCAAACGAGUAUACGCACGUUUAUCAAGACUCCUUAAACGCGUUGUUGCAAACGAGACUUGACCGUGGCUCACUUUUCAUGAGCUCCCUACCUAGUCUAACUUCAGCUUUUACAGACCCAGAUCCAGAGGACGAAGAGGAAAUAGAUGAUGACGAUGAAGAAGAAGGAGGAGGAGAGCAGAAUAGUUUGGAUCGCUUCUUGAGUCGGGAAUCAAAAGACCCGAAUUUUUUAAACUUGAAAAUUCUUAUCGAAAACUCGUUACUCGACGCGAGCAGAUUGGAGGAAAACUCCAUCAUGUCGUUGGGCCACUUGGAAUUGGUUAAAAAGAGCAUCCUCGAAAAGUCGGAAUUGCAACACUAUUUAUACACCAAGCUAAAUCUCGCGCACGAGUUUGUCAAGAGCGUGCUAUUACCAUCGGAUUCAACGCCGCUGUCGGAUUCCUCAAGGGCAAUGAGCAUGAUAAUCUCCCUCCAAGAGCAACUUGGUCAGACAACGGCCGAGCUUGAAGAUUUGCAACAAAAGUUGAAUGACCACAACCUCUCGUGCUUGCUUUUGGGGUACAUCGAUGACGUUAGGAGGCACCAAAAAGCAAACGAGCUCAACGAACUCAACGAGUCUGCGUCUCCCACCUCACCGGAGCGCUUGCAGUUGCAGUCGCAGUUGCAGCAGCAGCAGCUGUUGACCAGUGCACCCUUGGACUCAAAUAGCCAAGCAAAUGCCAAAGUUUUUGAUGCAUUGUUUGGUCAUGUCGCUAGUGUAGCAGCGCAGCGUGGAGCCACUCUUCCGAUACCCGAUAGAGCAUUGACGACAACAGAUGUUCAGAUUGGAUGGCUACAGCUGUGCAUCGAUGCAGUUCUUGCAAGCGAGGCCUCCACAAGCGACGCUCCGUCAGCGUCUGCCGAACUAAGUGCCGUGGCAGACGAUUGCGAAAUCAAGUUGACGGAAGCAGAAACUUUUAGAUCAGAAUCGGAAUAUAAAACCGCGUUAGCGGAUCUUCGGUUUUCGUACGAAUACCUAGCCAAGGAGUAUGAAAUGUCGAGAAUCUCAACGUCAAAAUUGAUACAAACAUACAGAAGGAAAAUCGAGAGUCUCGAGAGCCAGAAUAAGCUCGGGUACAGAGCAAACCAGAGUCUGUCGACUGUUGAUUUAUUAUCGCCGUCCCACGAUAAAGACCAAGAAAUCUCAAGGCUACGGAGGGAGUUGAAUCUUUUAAAAGUCAACAAGACUGGCUCUUCGACUCCACCCGACACAGGCGGCGCAUCAACCCUCGUUUCAUCAUCAACCAACCAGGCUGAACACUCGACAAAUAUCUCACCGGUAACACGCGCUGGUCUUGGAGCUCCAUUCAGUAGUCUCAACGUGUCUCCCAGCGAUGAACAAGACGGCAGUUGGCUGUCGUCGCCCACGAAAGCAGUUUCUUCCAGAGGCGUGAGCAAUGACAUAUUGCGGAAAGAGUUUAAAAAAAUUGUCAAUGAGUUGCAAGACCAAUAUGAGAUGGACUUGACUGAAGAGAGAUUGAAAAGGAAGAAACUAGAAGAAGAGUUGGCUCGUUUGAAGGAGAGCAGCAGCUGA
Messenger RNA from Lodderomyces beijingensis, 1680 nucleotides. The record is from the annotation of a GenBank genome assembly. NCBI's taxonomy places the organism in Eukaryota, Fungi, Ascomycota, Pichiomycetes, Serinales, Debaryomycetaceae.